AGCGGAAUGGAGAGGAAACGCUGGGAAUGUUCGGCUCUGCCGCAGGGUUGGAAGAAGGAAGAGGUGACCCGUAGAUCAGGGCUGUCCGCGGGGAAGAGCGAUGUCUAUUACUAUAGCCCAAGUGGGAAGAAAUUCCGCAGUAAACCUCAACUGGCACGAUACCUUGGCAACUCGAUGGAUCUCAGCACUUUUGACUUUCGAACAGGAAAAAUGUUGAUGAGCAAAAUAAAUAAGAAUCGACAACGCUUGCGGUAUGAUGGGCUUAAUCAAGCAAAGGGUAAGCCUGAUUUGAACACUGCGCUCCCAGUCCGGCAGACUGCAUCCAUCUUCAAGCAACCAGUCACCAAAGUGACAAACCAUCCUACCAACAAAGUGAAAAGUGACCCUCAGAAAGCAGUUGACCAGCCACGUCAGCUUUUUUGGGAAAAAAAACUUGCUGGUUUAAAUGCUUUCGACAUAGCGGAAGAGCUGGUGAAAACUAUGGAGUUGCCAAAGGGACUGCAGGGUGUUGGUCCUGGUUGCACAGAUGAAACUCUUUUGUCUGCCAUUGCUAGUGCUCUGCACACAAGUACUAUGCCAAUAACUGGACAACUAUCUGCUGCAGUGGAGAAGAAUCCUGGAGUUUGGCUCAAUACUUCGCAGCCUCUCUGCAAGGCUUUUAUGGUGACAGAUGAAGACAUAAGGAAACAAGAAGAACUUGUGCAGCAAGUGAGGAAAAAGCUGGAAGAGGCUCUUAUGGCAGAUAUGCUGGCUCAUGUAGAUGAAAUUUCAAAAGAUGUGGGUCCCCCAUUGGAAAAAGAUCUAGAUGAUGAAGAUGAGGAUGACGAUCCCAGAGCGCAAGUUGCAGAAGAUGUAUAA
This is a messenger RNA of Staurois parvus, 858 nucleotides long. The record is from the annotation of a GenBank genome assembly. NCBI's taxonomy places the organism in Eukaryota, Metazoa, Chordata, Amphibia, Anura, Ranidae.